Molecule: messenger RNA, 8459 nt
Organism: Bursaphelenchus xylophilus (pine wood nematode)
Lineage: Eukaryota; Metazoa; Nematoda; Chromadorea; Rhabditida; Aphelenchoididae
Source: the annotation of a GenBank genome assembly
AUGAUUCAACGGCCGAUGCUGAAUGUGUCCAGUACGGACGAUUAUGUCACGGUAAGUAAUUUAGUAUAAAAUUUCUGAGAUAUUGAAGUUUACAGUUGUCUUCAAAAAUGUAAAAAAAAAAUCAAAAUGAAAAAGUAAAAAUUCUCAAAAACAAAAUUCUACAGUAACCCUCGGUAGCAUCGAAAACAACAAAUUAUGUGAUUUUGCACCAAAACUGAUAAGAAAAUCCGAAAAAUUGGCGCCACCUCACCGAAAAGAAGUCGAAUAUUCGACAAGAAGUGAUGAUUAAUCGCUCGUUUUAUUUGUUUCUGAUACGAUGAGCAAUCCCAAGACGACCCAAUACCAACGCAAACGAGAGUAUUCUGUCCAGUGUUCCGUUUUUUGUCGAAAUUCGAUCGGAUUUUCGGGUAUUUUCAAAGGUUUUUCGAACAAAAUAAGAGGCAUUACAAAGGGAUUGGGGAAAGUUUUUCGAUUUCGCCCAAUAACUUUUGUUUUAUGGGCCAUGCUUUCUAUAGUGACAUAUGAGAUUCGAUAUGAGUCAAGGCAUGACGCCAGCAGAUAAAUUGAGUUCUUGAAAGCUGAAAUUGGAUUUUUUGGAUGAAAAAUAGAUUUUUUGGGCAUUUUCAGAAAUAAAAUGGAUUUUAUCAAAAAUUAAUAGUUAGUGGUACAAACUAAGGAUGUAAUAAUAUUUUUUAACCCUCUCUAUAAUCUUGUAGCCUUUUAUAGGACUGUUUGAGUUUACGAAAUUUAAAAAUUUUCCAAAAAUUAGGAUUUUUUUCCUUUUGUCAGCAAAAUCGAUAAAUUAGCUGUAAACUAAAUAAAAAACACGAGUUAAUGUGGGAAAUGGGCUUGAAAAGGCCAUUACACUUUUUUGACCACACUUUAAUUUGUUUUGUACAGCUAUCGCGCAAUGUUUUUGUAAAUUCCCCUUGUUUUUACCUUCUACUACCCUUUUUUUGACAAAAAAUUUUUAUGAAAAUCAUAUUCCGCAAAAAUUUGCUGAUCUUUUAUCCAUAAAAUCACAUGUUCUAGAGCAAGCUGACCUCCGAAACAACCAAAUUCACGGGUGAUUUAAGAAUAACACAGCAAAAUUUGUUCAGAAUCCCCUCAAUUUUAUGGCCCCAUCUGGAAGCGCUUUGCUCACAAAAUGAAAGUAAAAUCACCAUUUUUGAAGGCAGGGAUUUCCGAAACCAGAAUCGGAAAACAUAUUUUUCGCUGACCUUUUGAUUAAAUUUCCAUUUUUUGAAGAAGAUUUUAUAUCCGUUUAAUGGGAUUUUUUGUAAUAAACGGAUCAAAAAAAGAUUCUUUCACGGAAAGUGAAAGGGAGAUUUUGUGCGGAGAAACUGUUGAAUCCAAUCUUUCUAAUGCAAUUUUACGGUGAUAUCAUUAGAGAGAUUGUGUUUUGCAACAAGUUUAGUAGAGGGAUUUUUUGUUGUGUGAGACCAAUUGUCAUCAUUUUUUUACGGGGAAGAUGCUGCAUCUGCGAUGCUUACAGACGUUUGAUUUUGGCGAAACUUGGCACAAAUUUAGAAUAGGUCUUUUUUAGAUAUAGAUUAAAAAUUAAUUUGCGGUUUAUAAAACCGCUGGGAAUUUUAGACCAAAAAUUGGCAAAAAUCAGAUAACUUUUACAAUAUUUUUUUGAUUUUUUGUGCUUGAAAAAUUCAAAACACGUCUCAACAGAGGUACAAACUUGAUUAUUCGACAAAAAAAAUUUUUUUUUUGAGCAGGAUUAAAAAGUGGAUUUUUUUUGUCUGAUCCACUCUCUUCACUUUUUGUGUUCUCUCGAGAAAAAUAUUAUUAAAUAUCUUGGCCGUGAAUGGAAUAUAUGAGUUAAAAUUUUUAGUGAUUAAAACAUGUGGUAUAUAGAAUAAGUGGGCAAAAUUUUAUAAAAAUCGGAGCUUCGCACUUUGAGAACUUCCACUUUUAAUUUUAGCAUCAUCAAAAUUUCUUUUUCUAAUUUUUGCAGAAAUCUUGUUCAAGGAAUAUUGAAUAUCAAUUGGAAAUUUAAUUUCAAGUCGUUUUACAAGAUAAAGAUUCCAUUUCUCUUUGUUUUAUAUAAAUUUAGACUUUAAAUUUUAUUAUUUUUAUAUCCUAAAUCACCUUAUUUUAGGUCCUUUCCAUUCCGGACAGUCCCACCAAUUCCAUGUAUCUAAACUCCGCCAACUACAACAACAUCCCUCCCCCUUUACAUUCGGGUGAUUCCACGGCCUCUACCUCCACUCAACCCACAGUUUCCUCGGAUUCUUUUGAUGGGAGAUUAAAGUCCCAUUCCAUGGAUUGCCGAUCUUCUCCCUCUUCGCCCUAUGGCCGGAGGGUUGCUGCAGCGCAGGGAGUGGUCAAAGUCAUGAAUUUUGGAGCUGAUCCAGGUAACAAUAAACGAUCUAAUUUUUACCUUAUUUUAGAUAUUAACCAUGAUGAAAAGCCUUCCAAAUCAUCGCUAAUCCAACCAAACUCGCCAUCAAAGCCUCGGAGACGAAUCGAAUUUGAUGAAUCGAUCCGGCCGAAGACCCAUUACGGUGCCAUCAGCCAGUCCCAAUCAGAAUCUUCGGGAUUAAGCGCCUUGAAAAGGGAUAAGGCCCACAAAUCCGGCUUCUUUUACGGUCUAGAGCCCGCAAGUGAGGAGGAAAUUGAAGAAGCUGAAGGUGCAAAAGUCCAGAAGAUCGUGCUCAGCAAAGAUACAAUGGGUUUGAGGACCGGGUUGAGUGUAACGGGGGUCCCACAGCCCGAUUCACCAGAGAAAUUGGUGGCAAUUGAGGUGAUUGAUAUUGAAGAGGGCAGUAGAAUCGCGGUGGAUGAUCAAUUGAGGAUAGAAGAUAGGAUAACAAAGAUCAAUGGGCGGCCGGUUUAUCAGGUAAGGCAUUUUGGACACAUCUUUUUAAGGAUAAUAUAAAAUUGAUGACUAAAUAUAAUUUUUGUUCAGAUGUCUCUGUCGCGGGCCAGAAUUUAUCUCCAUGAGUUGGAAUCGCAAGAAGAGCCGUCUAUUUCGUUUUACCGACCAGCCAAACCGACCGAUAGCGAGAGGGAAACGCCUUUGCAGUACAAGAAAAUAAGUGUUCCACAGCAAAAAGGGAACACUUCCCAGGUCCACGAGAAGAUCCAGCUGACCGUUGUGAAGAGCCCAACUGGAUUUGGCUUUGGAAUCGCGUCGAGGACAAGUCCCACCGACAAUUCGAAUAUAUUUUUGGUUACUACGGUAGUUCCGGAUGGUCCGGCGGAGGGAAUUUUGAUGCCGGGAGAUCGGAUAAUCAAGGUGAGCGGGGAUGCUGAGGGUUUUACUUUGGAUGUUUUGAAGAGGAUUUAGGGACUUGCAACUAAUUGAAUACGUACUAAAAAUUUUAUUUUUAUAUUAUACUUGACUAACAAAUGACGCAGUCCAAAUUUUUCUUCGAUUUUCUUUAAACUUGGCCUACAUACUCUACAUAAGAUGGCCCUAUCUACCAGAAAACUUUAGCGCAAGCUUUAUGUCCGCUGUGGAGACAUUGAGCGUCCUUUUCGCGACAGAGCACGUAAAAUGCGGAGAGUCGGCCAGACAAAAAAAUUAAAAAAAUUUUUCAGCUCUUUCUCCUCUGAUCCUGUUCUGAAAAAACGAUUUUUUGUAGAGAGGUUCUGGACUGCAUCUAUAACAGACACACUGAUUUUUUCAAAGCUAAAAAAAAUUUUUUUCAGAUCAACGGCGAAGAACUUGCCGAUAAAUCCCAACCGGAAGUUGUCCAGAUUAUGAGAGAAUGCGCUGUGAACAGUGAGCUCAAAUUUGAGAUCUCGAGGAAUACGGAGAAUUCGGAUACGGAGAGCAUUGGGUCUGCGAAAGAAGAGACAAAAAUCGAAAUCCAAGGGCUUGAUGACAAUUUGGAAAUAUUGGAUUUGAAGAUCGCGGUGAAUGAAAAAGUCGGAGCUGGAUUGGGAUUGACGAUAAAGGCGAAACAGACGAGGAAAGCCAAUGGGGAAGUUGUGGAAGGGGGCGUUUUUGUUGGAAGGGUGAGUUUUGAAUUUGGAAAUGAAAAAAAUUCGAAAAAAAUCUUUAAUUUGGAUAUUUCGAAGAACAAGCAAAAAUUCUGCGAGCUCUCUACUAUGCGUAAUAACCUUCGACUUUCAGAUUCUUCAUGGCUCCGCGGCCUUCAAAGACGGCCGUUUAAAGGAAGGCGAUCGAAUUCUAGGGAUCGAAACUGUAAAUCUUCUUUGUUUUAAACGCAAUUCGGAUGCCGUUUACGCCUUCAACCACACGGUCUCUCAAAUGCCCGCUUCAACUUUAUACUUUCGGCUUUUGAUUGGCCGAGAAAUCGAGGGAAAUUCCGAAUUUCCUUGCCGAAUCUCGCGCGAAGAAUUCUUGGAAUGGGCGAAAGAAGCGGAAGACUCGGCCAAACUUCGGAAGCUGGGACUCCCCGUUUCUCCAACUCCUUCAUCAACAACUGGAAGGUCUUCGUCGACAAAUUUUUCGUCUCAAAAUCAAAAAUCGGCGAUUUCUCCACCUUCAACUAGCCAUAGCAACAAUAUAAAUGAAUCUGAGGAGACUUUGAACAAGCUCAGGGAGAACAAACAAGGCUCAAUGGAUGAGGAGACGGCGAGUUUGACAUCAGUGGUACCAGAAGACGCGUUUGAUAGGAAUGCGGCGUCCAGGAAGAGCUUCAGUGAGAAGGCACCGUUCGGAAUGAAGAGUCCCAGUGAUUUCGAGAGCUUCAAAAAGAUCGCUCAUCAUCGGCAGAUUAGUGGUAAGGAUACCAUAAUACUCAGUUUUUGAUCUUUUUUCUUUUUGCUUUUCGUUUUUCGUCUAGCGGAUUAGUUAUUGGUAGCUUUGGCCUCAUUUUUGUUUAUUUUUGGUUCAAAAAAUGCAAAAAUAUUUUUUUUUUCAAAAAAAUCAGCAGUUAAAUUUUCUUCUUAAAGACUCAAUUUUAUGUUGUCAGUAGCUCCGUUGUCAAGUAAUUGUAACUUUUUUGUUAAAGCCCCCUUAGCCAAACCCUUGUCAACACCAACGGAACGGCCCUCCGUGAAUUCGCUGAAGCGCGGGGGAUCCACAAUCUCCAGGCAGAGGAGAAGGAUGAUCAAAUCGGAAUUUUGGAGUGACGAGAAGACUCCAGAAGCACCGAAAACUGCUCCAACAACACCGCAGAUGCUGAGGAAAAAGAGCUCAAACUUCUGGGGAAUUUUCAAAAAAUCACCCAAACUGGAGAAGAAGGAGAUAAAAGUGGAGGUGAAAAGGGAAAUGCCAUCGCCCAAGAGCGACAAGGAGAACGAAGAUGAUGGUAGUUUACUUGGUUUUGUUUUGUUUUUGGUCGUUUUGUUUGUUUUGUUCGCUUUGAUGACUAAAAAUGUCGGGUUUUUUGAGAGGGAAUUACGAACGUUGCGAUAGUCGGAUUUUUUUGAAAUCUAUCGUACGUACUCUGAGAGGCUGUAUUUUUAUUUUUAAAAAGUUUAUUUUGCGCUUGUACUCCUACUUCGGCCAGAAUUUCACUUUUCUAACCCGAAGGUAAAAAAGAAAUUUUUGAAAUUUUUUGAUCUAAAAAUCUCUGUAAUUUCGCAGAAUCGCGAGCUAAAAAUUUCAAGUUUGCUUGAAUAACCUCCAAUUUUAAUUUGUUCCAAGUUUCAUCAAAAUCGGAGUGUCCAACCUUGAGUAAUCUCCCUUUCACCUCUAAAAAUCAAAAAUCUCCCUGUUUUAUCAUCAUUAAUAUAAUUUUUUUCCAGGAAAUGAAAGACAGUCCCACCGCUCUGUCUCCGAAGGUCCCUCCGCUUCCACAGUGCCUCGACUUCGCUCCAAAAGUCACCACGAUCGUCUGGAAAAGGCCGAAGAUCUCAAGGAAAAGGAGAAAAAACGAAAAUCAGUCUUCAAGUUCCUCCAAACCAAGGCCGAACCUCAGAAAUCGGUGGAUGAAAUCUCGCCAAGAAAAGUUUUACUAGAUCAAAAUGAGGAGAAUCUGGGACAGAACUCAUUGCCUCAUCACUAUCAUCAGCGAUUUGCUUCGGCUCAAGAGCAUUGGAUGGGAAAUGCGGUAAGUUUUUCGAAAAAUUAUUUAUAAUACACUUGUCAAGGUGAAUUUCAAGACAUUUUAAUGUUGUUUGCAGUGAACUUUGAUAUUGUAAAUUGUGGUUGAGGUAUAAUAGGAGAGUUUGAGUAUCAAACUUUAUUAUCAAUAAACUUUUUUGCAUUAAAAAUAUAUUUUUUUAGUCAUCAUUUUUUCAAAAUUCCCUAGUACAAUAUAAAAUUAGUCUAAAAAUAGUGCUCAAACUCUUCCUUAAAAUUAACAAAUAGUACUAAGAGCGUGGUUAACUAAUUAUUUGAUGUUUUAUUGUACUAACCCUAUUUUAACAGCAGAAUUCGAUGAGAACGACGUCUUUAAUUAACCUAAGCCAGGACGAAAAGGAUGUUGUUUAUAACUGGUAAAGAGACCGCUUAUCGAGUCCAUGUAUCCCCGUGCUUUUUUAGGUCGUUUUUGCGAUGAUUCACAGUCGCGACGACUCUUGAAUCUUUUUAUUUUGGCCUUUAUUUUAGUUUGUCGCAACUUUGUAUACAAAGUUACUGAUGUUUUAUUUCUUUGUGAAAUUGCUUCUCUGUGCCGUUCAGCUUGUAAUCUAGGUCAUUUUCAUGCUGGAGUAGUAUUUAUGCUAUAUUUACUGCCCAUUCUUUGCUUCAUUUCUCAUGUACAAUAUACAGAUACCUGAAUUUUCGAUUUUCAGCCGAAUCAGCCGAGUGCGUUCGUUCGAUAUCAAACCGAACGCCUCUCCAUGGACCCCCAUUCCAGCGCGCGCGCCGACCCGCUUCUCCACUCCAAGUCCGCGGUCCUCUGGCCCCAGCCGCCGCAGGCCACCGGAUACCGGCACAGUCAGCGGUUCUGGCUGGUCGACCCCCACGCCCACUACGCCUACUUCACCCGGCACCCCAUAUACGAGUCGGAUCUGGCUGAAUCACAACGAAAUCCCCGACCAGCGCCGUCUGCUGGAGACCAGCCCCUUGAUCGGAAUGCCAAUUGUUCGGGUCAGGACCCGCACCGAGCCCUGCUCACAUCGGAGAACGGACCUGCGCUUGCUGGAAGACCUGGAGAAGAGCAAGGACCUCGGAAUGGAACCCAGGUUCAAGGCCGAACAGACGGUCGAGGAGGAGUCCUACGAAAAGAAGAGGGAACAUCGGAUAUCCACCUACAACAACACCCCGGAUUCGCAAGAAACGGCUCGAGCCGCCUCCCAACCAAACCCCCCGGCUACGCAGAACUAUAUCCGGACCGAGUCCGAGCACCUCAGCCGGACUACUACCAUCAGUUCAACCAGUACUUCAGCCAUGCCAACCCCGCCCCCGCCGCCGCCUCGCCGUUACAGAAACGCGGCGACAAGUCCCGCUCGACCAGCAUGCCCCGCGAAGCCGCCCGUAUUGCCGCCCCCUCCCCCGCAGCUACAAUACAGCCACUCUAUGAGGCAGCCCGACCCGUCUACUACCCGGCCAACUACCAUCAGCAAGGGUAGGUCUUAGAAGGUUGUUUUGGGCAACGAAAUAUCGCUAAAAAGUUUGAAUAUCUUUACCCUCUCUGUAAAAUAUGGGUUAAGAUUUACAAACAUUGAUAUUGAGCCUAUUCGGAGCCUAUACCAAAAAUGUUAGGUCAAUCAAAAAAAAUUUUUUUGGGAUUUUCCGUUCUUAAGUCAUCAUGUCUAAUAUAAUAUCAAAACACUUGAUUCUAGGUCUCCGUCGAACUUCUAUCAACAAUACAGAUCUCAUCAGUUCCACCCGCACCCCACCACCUUACAUUCGACCCGUCGGCCCGCCCCAAUUUCAUACGACGCUUACGUGGAGCGAUUUUGAGCAACGGUUGACGGAUUCGGAGCUGGAACCGGCCAAGGAAUUCGAAUACUCUGUUAUUAAAAAGGUUGGAAACGCUGCUUUUUUAAUUUUUCAUGUAUUGAGAUGUCUUGAUUUUUGAUUUAUUAUUAAUUUCUAGAAGAAACCAUUGAGUAAAAGACCUCAGGCAAAGCCAUUGUUUCAUUCGCGGAAGGUAAAUAAAAAACAGCGACAUCUCAAGGAGCUGUUGAGGUAUCAACGGAGCAUGUCACCGCCUGGAAAUACAUCGUUUUCACAGCUAAAUUCGCCGCUUAUGAAUGGUCGAAAUUUCGCUGGGGAGCUGGGAUAUCGACGAAGAAGCAGGUGAGAUCUUCAUGGUCUAUAAAGUUAUAUAAAUUUUGCUUUUAUACUCUUUUUGGAAGAUUUAUUACUAUUAUAUCAGCUUUAUUCAUAUCAUCCAAUAAUCCUUUUUUCUUCCAGAUCCCCCUAUUCGCGGAAUCUGAUCCCUCUCCCGGCCAACUCCGCGCUCCUCCGAACUUUCAAUCAACAGCAAUUGGAUCAACUCCGCUCCCAAUCUCCCGGUUGUUUCCCCUUUGUCCCUCAGUUAAAUAGCUCAGAAUCCUAUCAGCCCCAAGUCCGACAAGUCUCCAGAUCCAGAAAGCGACAGAAAGUGACUCGGAGCGUCUUCUACGACAAUAUUUGA